GUCAUUGCCAGUUGUCAGUUGCAGGCAGCGCUUAACCACGCUGAAAACAACUUUCAUAACCUCAUAAUUCAAAUUACAAAUAAAUACACGUGUUUUUAGAGUUAAGUUAAUAGCAAAAUGGGAAGAAAAGCUAAAUUCAACGAUGGAGUUCUUGUCAAGAAAGGUCCUGGUAAGAAGGCAAAGAAGCAGGGAGAACCGAUUAUCCCAGUUGCAUUGAAAGAUAAUGAAGGUCCCAAAAAGUUAAGUAGGCAUCAACAGUUAAGAGCUAAAAAACGUGAAGAGAAAAAAAAGGAAUCAAAAGAGAAACAAGUCAAUAAUAAGAAUAAAAAUAAGAAGAAGAAGCAAAUCAGCAAGUAUAAUAGUGAUGAUGAAGAAUCAGAGGAAAAUGACAGUAUUGAUGAGGAUAUGGAAGGUGAAUCCGAGGAAGUUGAUGAGAGUGACAAUGAGGAAGAGGUUACAGGUUUCACAGAUGAUAACAAAUCAUGGUUGAAGCCUAAACAACAAAGUAAGUCUAAGAAGCAAGUUGUUGAGGAGAGUGAAGAUGAUGAAGAUAAUGAAGAAGAGGACAGUGACAAUGAAGAGAUGGAGGAAGAAGAAGAAGAGGAGGAAGCAGAUAAUGAUGAAGAUUCUGAUAUAUCUGAAGAAGACGAUGAAUAUGGUGUGAGUAAAGAUGAUGAAGAUAAUGAAGAAGAAGAGGCUGAAGAUGAUGAUGAGUUACCAAUUGAAAAAGAAAGUAAAAAACUAAAGAAGGAAAUGGCUCAAAUGGAAAAAGAAGCCGAAGAAGAAUUACAGCUGAAUAUCAAGGAUCAAGAGAAAUUUGAAUUUCCAGAGACUUACGAUAUUGAACAGCUCACAUUGCAAGAUGUGCAGCAAAGGAUUAGAGAUGUUAUUGUAGUGUUGUCUGAUUUUAGCAAACUGAGGGAUGCCAACCGAUCUCGUACAGAUUAUUUGGAAUUACUUCUAAAGGAUCUGUGUGCAUACUAUUCAUACAAUGAAUAUUUGAUGGAUAAGUUGAUGCAAAUGUUUCCUUUGAAUGAAUUACUAGAAUUUUUAGAAGCAUCUGAGGUACAAAGGCCUAUGACAAUAAGAGCCAACAGUCUUAAGACUAGGAGGAGGGAUUUAGCUGCAGCUUUAAUUAAUCGUGGUGUAAAUUUAGAUCCAAUUGGUAAGUGGUCUAAAGUUGGCUUGGUGAUCUAUUCCUCUCAAGUACCAAUGGGUGCAACACCAGAAUAUUUAGCUGGAUACUACAUGAUCCAAGGCGCUUCCAGUUUAUUGCCAGUAAUGGCUUUGGCUCCACAAGAGAAUGAACGUAUUUUAGACAUGUGCGCUGCUCCAGGUGGAAAGGCCUCUCAUAUUGCUGCAAUAAUGAAGAACACUGGAUGUUUGUUCGUUAAUGAUGUUAACGAAUCUAGGAUUAAAGCAGUUGUGGGAAAUUUCCACAGAAUGGGAAUAAUCAAUUCUGUAAUUACAACAGUUGAUGGUCGCAAGUUCCCUAAUAUUAUCAAAGGAUUUGAUAGAGUUAUAUUAGAUGCUCCUUGUACUGGUACCGGAGUUAUCGCAAAAGAUCCAAGCGUGAAAGCGAGCAAAGAUGAACUUGAUCUUCAGAGAUGUUUCACUCUGCAGAGGCAAUUAUUAUUGGCAGCGAUAGAUUCAGUGAAUGCAAAAUCGCAGACGGGCGGAUAUAUCGUAUAUUCUACUUGUUCAAUUCUACCAGAAGAAAAUGAAUGGGUGGUAGAUUAUGCACUCAAAAUGAGAAACGUGAAGCUUGUAGAAACUGGCCUGGACUUUGGAACUGAUGGCUUCACGAAUUAUCGCAAUCAUCGUUUCCAUCCAUCAUUAAAGAUGACGAAGAGAUUUUAUCCACACACCCACAACAUGGACGGUUUCUUUGUAGCUAAACUAAAGAAGAUUUCUAACUCAAUUCCGAGCGAUGCAGAUAAAGUGGUUGUUUCUGAAGACGAAGUCAGUAAUGACAAGAAACAAUCAUCUUCCGAAGACGAAGCGCCGAAGAAGGAGCAGAUGACCAAUGGAAAGAAUAAUAAACAGAAAAGGAAAGCUGAGAAUAAUGACUCAUCAUCAUCACCAAAUAAGAAACAGAAACGCGAAAAUGAAGAUAAAAAGGAUAAAUCUGACAACAAAUCGCCGAAAAAUAAAUUCGUUAAGAAGAAACAGUUUAAUAAAGGUUCAUCAGCAUCUCCAAAUAAGAAACAGAAAAGCGAAAAUGACGAUAAAAAGGAUAAAUCUGAAGACAAAUCGCCGAAAAAUAAGAAAUUCAACAAGAAGAAACAGUUUAAUAAGCGACCCACUAAGUCAGAUUCCAGUCCGGUGAAAGGAAAUGCAGAAAAGAAAACUGGAACGAACGCAAGUCCAGCGAAAGGAAAAGCACAGUACAAGAAUAAGAAAAAUUUUAAGAAAACGAAAUAAUUGUUAGUUCAGGAGCGAAAAUAAGUUAUUUAUGUUAAACUUACUCCCGUAUUUGAAUGACCUACAGGCAAAUUUCACAUGCAACUAAAUCAUCUUUUUGUAAUGUUUGUGGAAUUUCAAUGAUGCUAAUGAAAUCGUUUUAUAUUUGUUACUAAGUACAUUUAUUUCAGUAAAA
Messenger RNA from Nicrophorus vespilloides, 2599 nucleotides. RefSeq names its product 25S rRNA (cytosine-C(5))-methyltransferase nop2. The coding region runs from base 118 to 2424 and encodes 768 amino acids. Gene Ontology annotation, cellular component: nucleolus. The transcript has 2 exons. Gene Ontology annotation, molecular function: rRNA (cytosine-C5-)-methyltransferase activity; RNA binding. Lineage: Eukaryota; Metazoa; Arthropoda; Insecta; Coleoptera; Silphidae. The record is from RefSeq and is a predicted model, not a curated record. Gene Ontology annotation, biological process: maturation of LSU-rRNA; rRNA base methylation.